Lichtheimia ornata is the source of this 4062-nucleotide messenger RNA. RefSeq lists its product as uncharacterized. Bases 1 to 4062 code for a protein of 1353 amino acids. The record is from RefSeq and is a predicted model, not a curated record. The transcript has 4 exons. Lineage: Eukaryota; Fungi; Mucoromycota; Mucoromycetes; Mucorales; Lichtheimiaceae. Gene Ontology annotation, biological process: phosphorelay signal transduction system.
AUGCCAUCUACAGCAGCCUCACCUGUCAGUCAUGCUACCAAGGACAAUUCAUUCGACCCUGAUGGAAAAAGCAACAACCCUUCGUCGUCCUCGUCAAUAGCCAUGCACAAAGAGACUCGACCUUCUUUACAACGAUCGGAUGAUGAUGACAACGAUUCGAUACCACCACAUCCAGAUACUCGACCCCAUUUAUCAUAUCUACGAUCAGAAUGGACGUCGCAAGAUCUUCGAGCACCUGGUAGUAACGAUGAGGAGCAGAUAUUGCCACAACGUAUUGUUCUUCCAGCGUAUACAGCAUCAUCAGCCAUUGAAAAAGAAGUCUAUCGGUUACAAUUGGGUGCAUCGGGUUUAUGUUUGACAGCAAUGAUGAUCACGAGUUUGAAUGGGGAGGGCCAUGUUAUUCCAUAUGCUCCGCCUCUCCUUGCUCUAUACUGGCUCGUGUUGACCGCCAUCAUCUACACGCGACAUGACAGCAACAUGGAUAAUCUCCUCCUCCCUCUUACACAACAUGGUGCAUUAUUAUCAGUAGCUAUCAUCAUACCCACCAUCACAUCAACAACUACAACUACUACUAUUGCUUGUAUCUCCUCCUUGCUCAUGGCAUCUAUCAGCCUUUGCUUAUUUUUCGUCAUUCGAAGAAUCCAACACGCUAAUUCUAUCCAGCAACAACAUCAUAUUCAUCAACAUGCCACAGCUCAAAAAGUGGUAGAUGAAGCAGUACGCAAUCUUGCCAAUCGACGAUUCUCGUUCUUAUCCAUUGUAUCACAAGAAGUACAAGAUGCAGCACUCAUGGUCAUCACCACCUUGGAACAAUUCUCGCCUUCAACCAUUCUCACCAAUACUCACGAGUUAUUGAGUGCGUGUUCAAUCGCUGUCCCCAUAGCCAGUAUUUCAGCCAUCAACACCACCAUCAAACAAGUGUGCUAUAUCAGCUCCCAUUUGCAAUUGUUGGCUCGUUUGCUUCAAGAAGGGAAACAUGAAUCAACCACAUCACCCUCUUCCUCCUCCUCUGAUAUUGAAACGAUACGAAGCAAUGUCUCUGUUGAAUUUGAUAUCGGCGACCUUGUACAAAACGUGGGAGAUGCAAUGGCUGGCAUGGCAGCUAAGCUUGAUGUGAAUUUGAUUCUCUAUCACUUUGACAAUGGAAUGCAUUAUACCAAUGUGAUGGGCGAUGAAGGUGCUAUUCGUCAUGGAUUAUUGGAUUUAUUGAGGAAUAUUCUGGAAGGCUGUACGCCUGGUGCAUGCAUUGAGCUUGGAUUGAACCUUGAAUCAUCGGACACAACGGGCAAACUCACCAUCACAUUUGAGAUCACCCAUACAGCAUCACCUGCUAUCCCUGACAACCUCUCAUCUGCAUUAUUGCCCAAUGCUAACUUGACAGUCAAGCUGCUCGAAUACUUGGGCGGUCAAUUGGAGGUGACUUGUGUGGGAAAGAAUCGGACCCGUUACAACAUCACAGUGGAAAUGGAACCAGGUCAUAAUGGCAAUCAUCGGAAACUACUUUUGUUGGAGGAGCCGACAUUGUCAUUAUACAAGCAGUAUCCAAGUGUCAAGUUUUCGAAUGAACCCACAUUGGAGGAGCUCAACCGUUUCAUUGACAGCCUCAAAGGACUCAAAAUGGUGUUGCAUGCAAGAAAACGCUCUAUUUUUGCUCGCCAUCUUACAAGUUGUCUUGCAAGCUGGAAUGUCGAUAUUAGCCACGUGCCCGUAGUCAGCAUCGCAACAUCCACUGCAUCUGAUGGUACGACACCCACAAGUGAAGAUGCCGGUACAGCUACAACGGGUGGUGAUACCCCUGGCACUCCUGAAACGCCUGCAACGACAUCCACUUGUCAAUCACCACAACCCAGCAGCCAACAACAACAACAGCAACAGCAACAACAGCAGCCUCAAGUACCAUCGCCUGCUAUUGCUGAAGAACAAUUGCAUUCUAUUCCACCCACAUUUGUAUUGAUUGAUGACGACGUUGAGACUUUGGAACGUAAAUUACGCGAGUUUCGUAAUCAACCACCUGCUUCAGCUCAUGCAUUGCAACAUCAUCAGCAGCUACGUCGACAUAAAUCAUCUCGAUCAACAUCAGGUGGAGGACCUGCUCCCAACUUUUUCCAUCAAGGCACCGUUGCUAUCAUUCAUUUUACAUCGCUUACCAAUUACAAGCGUGUACGUGAUGCCAUUCGUUACUUUUCAUCAUCACCCACGAUGCCACCAUUUUCGAUGCCACGUCUUGUUGUUGUGCCAAAGCCUGCGGGUCCACGGCGUUUCUUGACAGCAUUACACACCGCAUGGAAUAAUUCAGUUGUUGAGCCACAAUUCAUGCCGAUCGCCACGUCACCUCUUAGUCCUACGCCACAUUCCAUUGCAUCCGUAUUGCAACAACCACGUUCUGGUACAGGUGCUGAAUCACCGGCUGUUCCUGGUACACCUGCAGCGAUGGAGACACCUCAUUCGGAUAGGAGUUCGCAUCGUAGCUCACCUGGUGAGGCAUCUCGAAGACAACGACCGGGUAGUGGUGUCUAUAGUCCACCUGCAAUCUUGGAAGGAUCAAGUUCGGAUACGGGUAAUUAUUUCCCAAUGAUGGGUGCUACAGCAGCAACAGCAUCAUCAUCAUCGGCCACUGGACAAUCUUCACCUGGUCAAGGUAGUGGUACAACAUCACUUCAUCAUCGUGCCGUUGCUGCUGCAGCUGCUGCUGGAAGACGACGUUCACAUACAGAUCACGCACUUCAACCACCAUCACAACAAGAUCUCAAACAGCCUUUGGAUGCUACAUCACCAUCGCCUCCUCCACCUGCUACAACGUCAUCGCAACCACCACUUACACCAGCUGAAACACCUCAUCAACCUAGCACUUCCACUGAGGCACAAGCACAUGAUACAACAGCCACCCAUGAUCAUCCUGAAUCCAAUGUUGAUAAAGCAAGCCCUCUUCAAGGACAGCAAUCUUCACCACAACAACAAUCUCCAGGAGCAACAACAGCACAACCACAACCACCAUUGCCAGGAGCAACAGCAUCAACACCAGGAGAGAAACCAGUAGUUGCACCCAAGGGUCCUCGUCGUGGAUUGAAGCUCAACAAGAGGCGUAAAGCGGACAAGGGAUCAGCAUUUGCCAAUGUUGUCAGUCCACCUAUUAAUGUCUUGCUUGUGGAAGAUAACAUGAUUAAUAUCGCUAUCUUAUCAACAUGGAUGAAAAAGCACAAGAUUGGAUGUACGGUUGCAAACAAUGGCCAAGAAGCUGUGGAACGUUGGCAACAAGGAGGUUUUCAUCUUGUAUUGAUGGAUCUCCAAUUGCCUGUGAUGAGUGGUAUUGAAGCAACCAAAAAGAUUCGAGCUGUUGAAAGGCAACAAAAGAUUGGUGUCCUUCCAAUGAAUACUUCAUCCUCGACCACAACCGACAAUGGAGGAGACAAGGCAACCGGCACUUUACCAUCCUUGACAACCUCCUCCUCUCCAACCUCAUCAUCCGAUAGCCCUGAUGAGCUUGCACCAUCCACAUUCCGAUCACCAGUGAUCAUUGUUGCUCUUACUGCUUCAGAACUCGAAUCGGAUCGACACGCUGCACUUGCUGCUGGAUGUAACGACUUUUUGACGAAGCCUAUCAGUCUUGAGUGGUUGGAAAAGAAGAUUAUCGAAUGGGGAUGUAUGCAAGCAUUGAUCGAUUUUGAAGGCUGGCGACGUUGGAAGCGAUCUACAAUUGAUAAACCUGCUCAAAGCAAGGAGAACAAGGCAUCUUCAUCCUCAAAGACAACAACACCAACUACACAAGAACCUCCAACAGCAGCAACAGCUCCUUCCAAGGAUGAGGAGGAUGAGGAUGAGGAGAAGAAUAAGAGUGAUGACAAGCGUAAGGGUAUCAUGCUUGCAGGUGCUGCUGGUCUUGGUAAACGGCGUUUCUCUACGUUUGAUGAUAAGACACGUCGAUUUGGUGCUGGAGGACGUGGUCAAGGAUUCGGUCCUGGAUCGAUAGCAAGAAGCGGCUCUGAUUCGGAUUUAUUGGGUGGUCGGCCCCAAAGCGACAAUGAUCGACGACAACAACAACAACGUUCCUCCAACAAACACUAA